Oncorhynchus kisutch (coho salmon) is the source of this 5206-nucleotide messenger RNA. RefSeq names its product membrane bound O-acyltransferase domain containing 1 (gene mboat1). The record is from RefSeq and is a predicted model, not a curated record. Lineage: Eukaryota; Metazoa; Chordata; Actinopteri; Salmoniformes; Salmonidae. Gene Ontology annotation, biological process: lipid modification. Gene Ontology annotation, cellular component: membrane. The transcript has 13 exons. Gene Ontology annotation, molecular function: acyltransferase activity. Bases 278 to 1810 code for a protein of 510 amino acids.
GUGAUACAACUGACAGCUCUGUACCACGCCUUGGUAGGCUACUGGCUAUAUUAGCAGUCAGCACUAAUUCUCGCAUAUUUGCCAACUGUCACAAUAGCAUAUUGUUGUUAACUACGACUGCACAGAGAGGACGUCGAGUUUUUCUUGAGUCGGCAUUAAAAGCUCGGGAUGUAUUUCAAUCCAUGAACAUCAUUGAGAUUAUUUAUUUAUUUAUUUGGUAAAACAUUUCUUUCUUUCUUUUUUACGGAGGAGCGACUUCAAACCUUUACCAUGCAUAAUGGACGAGUUGACAACCUCUUCGUUUAAAACUACCGGUUCCAAAUGGUUGCUUCCAGUCAGCGAUUUCUUUGGAUUCCCAUUGGAUCAGGUGAACUUCUUGGCAUGUCAGGUGUUUGCCCUUGGUGCAGCCUUCUGGUUCCGCCUUUACCUCAGCCCUCAGUUUUCCAGCCCCGUGGUCCGCCAUGCCGUCGCCACACUCUUUGGCCUCUCCUUUGUCAUAUUCUGUUUUGGCUGGUAUGCAGUCCAUAUCUCCGUCUUGGUGAUGGUUUGCUACAGGAUUCUGGUCACAGCUGACAUCCACAACAUUCACAGGUAUACUAUGAUCAUGGCCGUCAGCUACCUCGCAGUGUGUCAGGUGAGCAGAGUCUUCAUCUAUAACUAUGGGAUCCUCUCAACAGACUUCUCUGGGCCGUUGAUGAUAAUUACUCAGAAAACCACUAUGUUAGCUUUCCAAGUGCAUGAUGGUAUGUGUAAAAAGCGCGAGGACCUCACGGCCGAUCAGAGGCUCCAUGCUGUAGACUCCAAGCCGUCUCUGAUAGAAUACCUGAGCUACAACCUGAACUUCCUCAGUAUCCUGGUGGGACCCUGCAGUCACUAUAAGGACUACAUAGACUUUAUAGAGGGGAGACACGUUCAGAGGAGGCUGAGAAGGCUUUCAGCGUCCAACACUGGACAGAAUGGAUAUGAUAAAGUCUCAGAGCCCUCACCUAUGGCUGCUGUCACACGUAAACUGCUGAUCUGUGGUGUGUGCAUGGUUUUGUUCCUAACCCUCACCAAAGCGUUCCCCAUCACAUAUAACGUUGACAGCCAUUUCGUCAACGAGGCACCUUUCCUGACCAGACUGACGUAUGCCUUCUUCUCUAUACAAGCUGCUAGACCCAAGUUCUACUUCGCCUGGGCUUUAGCGGAUGCCAUCAACAACGCAGCAGGUUAUGGUUUUAAAGGUGUGGAUGAAGCUGGACAGGUGUCCUGGGACCUCAUCUCCAACAUCAGUAUCUGGGGGAUUGAGACAGCAACUAGCUUCAAGAAGUUCAUAGAUAACUGGAAUAUUCAGACUGGUGUUUGGCUCAAAACUGUGUGUUACGACCGUGCUCCCCGUUAUCCCACAGCUCUGACCUUCAUCCUGUCAGCUCUAUGGCACGGAGUUUACCCCGGAUACUACUUCACCUUUAUUACUGCUAUACCCAUCACACUGGCAGCUAGAGCUGUCCGUAAGAACGUCCGUCAGUAUUUCCUGUCCUCUCAUCCUGUGAAGCUUGUCUAUGACGUAGUGACCUGGGCAGCUACUCAGCUGUGUAUCUGCUACACCGUCAUGCCCUUCCUACUGCUGGCAGUAGAACCUACCAUGCAAUACUACAGGUCAAUGUACUUCCACAUUCACAUCAUCAGUAUUCUGACUGUGAUUGUACUGAGCCAGAGCCACAAACCAAGAGGCAGCAGCAGCAACGGCACCAAGCCUGGACCAUACGAUCCUCAUCCCCAGGCCCAGCCUCAGCUCCAGCCCUCCAACAACAACGUGAAAAGAAAGUGAAGUGUCCCUCUGUGUGUGGAGGCAGCCAGAGACCUGAAUGGGCCCACUGGGUCAGACAAAGACGUCUCUGUGUAUCCACAACAAAGAGAGAGCUCAGCGGGGUGUAGGGGGGGGCUCAGAGGGGCUCAGAGGGGCCGAGGGACUGUGCCUGCUGGCUGGUCGGCCUUGCCACCCUGUACAUCCAACACUUCUACUGCCAGGCUCCUAAAAGGCCUCUCUCUGCCCUGCUUGCCAAUUCUCUGUUCUUUCUUUCCAAGUGUGCACUUGUUCACUUCCCUUCAUGGAUCUGAAAGGAAAGGACUGACAUACGAUCUCCCUCUAGUCCAGCCCUUAAACUCACCAAUACAACACUUUUCAUUCAAUGUGUGGGAAGCUGUGCACAAGUGAGAAAGUAUACUUCAGGAGAAAGAUCUGAGAAUUGGGCUCACAGACAGACAGAUAGACACAGACAGAUAGACACAGACAGAUAGACACAGACCCAGUCCCAGUCCCAGUCCCAGAGACAGACAGACAGAGAAACAGACAGACAGAGAAACAGACAGACAGAGAAACAGACAGACAGAGAAACAGACAGAGAAACAGACAGAGACAGACAGAGACAGACAGAGACAGACAGAGACAGACAGAGACAGACAGAGACAGACAGACAGACAGACAGACAGACAGACAGACAGACAGACAGACAGACAGACAGACAGACAGACAGACAGACAGACAGACAGACAGACAGACAGACAGACAGACAGACAGACAGACAGACAGAGAAACAGACAGAGAAACAGACAGAGAAACAGACAGAGAAACAAACAGAGAAACAGACAGAGAAACAGACAGAGAAACAGACAGAGAAACAGACAGAGAAACAGACAGACAGACAGACAGACAGACAGACAGACAGACAGACAGACAGACAGACAGACAGACAGACAGACAGACAGACAGACAGACAGACAGACAGACAGACAGACAGACAGACAGACAGACAGACAGACAGACAGACAGACAGACAGAGAAACAGACAGACAGGUCCUAGAAUUAGAUGUGGCUGGCCCAUUUCUUUUACAUCUUACAUCACUAGUUGUAGAUAUCAUGUCAAACGUGUUCAUUACCCUUACGGGUUAGUGAGAUAUUAAUGGUGUCUGUUUAUUGUUGUAUGAAUGCAGGAAACAUUAUCCCUCAGGAUGGCAGGUAGCCUCGAGGUUAGAGUGUAGGGCCAGUAACAGAGAUGAAAACUCAGGAUGGCAGGUAGCCUCGAGGUUAGAGUGUAGGGCCAGUAACAGAGAUGAAAAAUCUGUCGCUGUGCCCUUGAGCAAGGCACUUUAAACCUAAUUGAUCCAGGGGCUCUGUACAAUGUUGACCCUGACCGUGACCCCACUCCCUGCAGGUGUAUCAGGGGGAGUUGGGAUAUGGUGACCCUGACCGUGACCCCACUCCCUGCAGGUGUCUCAGGGGGAGUUGGGAUAUGGUGACCCUGACCGUGACCCCACUCCCUGCAGGUGUCUCGGGGGAGUUGGGAUAUGGUGACCCUGACCGUGACCCCACUCCCUGCAGGUGUCUCAGGGGGAGUUGGGAUAUGGUGACCCUGACCGUGACCCCACUCCCUGCAGGUGUCUCGGGGGAGUUGGGAUAUGCAAGAAAUACACUUGUGUGUGACAGGACAAAUAUACCCCCCCCCAACAAUCCUUUUGAAAGAUUCGUCCCAAAUGGCACCCUAUUCCCUGUAUAGUCCAGAUGGGUCCAGAUGGGCUCGGGUCCAGAUGGGUCCUGAUGGGCUCUGGUCCAGAUGGGUCCAGAUGGGCUCUGGUCCAGAUGGGUCCAGAUGGGCUCUGGUCCAGAUGGGUCCAGAUGGGCUCUGGUCCAGAUGGGUCCAGAUGGGCUCUGGUCCAGAUGGGUCCAGAUGGGCUCUGGUCCAGAUGGGCUCUGGUCCAGAUGGGUCCAGAUGGGCUCUGGUCCAGAUGGGUCCAGAUGGGCUCUGGUCCAGAUGGGUACAGAUGGGCUCUGGUCCAGAUGGGUACAGAUGGGCUCUGGUCCAGAUGGGUACAGAUGGGCUCUGGUCCAGAUGGGUACAGAUGGGCUCUGGUCCAGAUGGGCUCGGGUCCAGAUGGGUACAGAUGGGCUCUGGUCCAGAUGGGUACAGAUGGGCUCUGGUCCAGAUGGGUACAGAUGGGCUCUGGUCCAGAUGGGUACAGAUGGGCUCUGGUCCAGAUGGGCUCGGGUCCAGAUGGGUACAGAUGGGCUCUGGUCCAGAUGGGUACAGAUGGGCUCUGGUCCAGAUGGGUCCAGAUGGGCUCUGGUCCAGAUGGGUACAGAUGGGUCCCGGUCCAGAUGGGCCCGGGUACAGAUGGGCUCUGGUCCAGAUGGGUCCCGGUCCAGAUGGGCCCUGGUCCAAAGCAGUGUAGUGUAUAGAGAAUAGGUGCCAUUUGGAACAUAGUUAUGAGGCUCUAGUUAGGAGCUGUUUGCAUCGUUUUUAACACUGGUUUCUGUACACCAGGUCUCCUAAUAUUCAUUUCAUGUGUCUCUAUGUAUUUGAGAGGAUGGACAAGUUUACUUUUAUUUGGCAGGAAGUUGAGAUUUCAUUAAUUUGUCCGUUUAAAAAAAAAGAAAAAAAAUGUAAGUGUUGUAUUAACUUUAAAGUCUUUACAGGAAGCAGGAAGGAAACAGGAAACAGGAAGCACCAAUGACUUCUGAAGGAAAGUGUUUGGUUCUGUCCCGAAUGGCACCCUAUUGCCUGUGUAGUGCACUACCUUUUUAAACAGAGCCUUAUGGGGACGUAGACGUUGACUUUGUUUCAGGGGAUGAUGUGGAAGUCUUCUAUGCCUCAGAAGAAGGUCCAAGAUCUUCACACUACAAGAUCUUCACACUACAAGAUCUUCACACUACAAGAUCUUCACACUACAAGAUCUUCAACAUUUCAAGUCCUGAAGCAGCUGAACCACUAAUGAUGCUAAUAUGAAGAGUGUCUGGACACUACACGCUACACACACACACUACACACACAUACACGCUACACACACACUACAUACACACACGCUACACACACACUACAUACACACACACUACACACGCUACACACACUACACACGCUACACACACGCUACACACACACUACAUACACACACACUACACACGCUACACACACUACACACGCUACACACACGCUACACACAUACUACACACACAUACUACACACACACAGUACACACACCACACAGUUCACACACCACACACACUACACACACACACUACAAUUCUAGUCAGGAUACCAUAAACUGUUGAAUAUGUUGUUUUUUAUCACCCAGACGGUUUGAAUUUGUCUUUUUUUUAGUUGUAUAAUUCCACCAAUCAAGUUAUUAACCCAUAUUAAGAGCAAUAAAGAAAUAAAGAAAUUUAAAAUGA